AGGCGCUGCGCCAAGCCCGGCCGAAGUGGGGCGAGCCGGCGGGGCUGCGGAGGGCGAGUGGACUCAGGGUUGUUGGGAGGAGUCGAUGACGUAAUACGGGAAGCCCCAAGCCACGUGCCAACGGGCACUCUGGGAAGGUGACGUCAAGACUAGCCCAGCAUAAUUUGGGGUUCCUGGUUCUGCGCCAGGAGUCCUCCAGCCUGCAGCCCCUGCCGAGGAGGGAGGAUUGACCAGCACAGGGUGGGGGUCCAAGUGUCAGGGACCCAGGAGGCCUGGCUCAUAGUAUAGAAGGCUCAGAGCUGCGUCGGCAGUCAGGAAGCCCUGCCCCGAUGCCUGCGUGACCUUGGGCAAGGUCUUCGUUCUCCUUGGGGCACGUUCACUCAUCUGGAGAACACAGGGUCGGUCUGGCUGCCCUGAGACUCUGCCAAUAAUUUUAAGUCGGGUGGCAGGAGCCUGCUAAAUUUGCUGGUGGAGGCGGCUGCGUUCAGAGCCUGGCCUGCCAGGACCUCACUCAGUCCUGGGUGUCUUGCUGAAGGGCGAGAGGAGAAGCCAUGCCGGGCAGCGGCCCCAGCGAGAGGAUGACGUGGCCUGGCCCGGCCCUCCCCGCGGCCCCCCCAACGCACCCUCUCUCCUCAGCCCCGGGGACACCACCCAUCCCACCGCUCACCCGGACCCGCAGCCUCAUGGCCAUGUCUUUGUCGGGCGGUAGACGGGCCUCGGCUGGAUCCCGUAGCGGGGGCCCUUUGGGCCGCAGCGGCCUGGCGGUGUUCGCCCAGUGUCCGCAGCUGCCCGCCAGCCAGAACGAGCACCUGCCUCUUCUUCCUGCCUCCAGGCGCACCUCUCCACCCGUGAGCGUGCGGGAUGCCUACGGCACCUCUUCUCUCAGCAGCAGCAGCAACUCGGGCUCCUGCAAGGGCAGUGACAGCAGCCCCACGCCCAGGCGCUCCAUGAGAUACACAUUGUGCAGUGACAACCAUGGCAUCAAGCCGCCUACCCCUGAACAGUACCUGACCCCACUGCAGCAGAAGGAGGUGUGUAUCCGGCACCUGAAGGCCAGGCUGAAGGACACGCAAGACCGGCUCCAGGACCGGGACACAGAGAUCGAUGACCUUAAGACGCAGCUGUCACGCAUGCAGGAGGACUGGAUCGAGGAGGAGUGCCACCGCGUGGAGGCCCAGCUGGCCUUGAAGGAGGCUCGCAAGGAGAUCAAGCAGCUCAAGCAGGUCAUUGACACUGUCAAGAACAACCUGAUUGACAAGGACAAAGGGCUGCAGAAGUACUUUGUGGACAUCAACAUCCAGAACAAGAAACUGGAGACACUGCUGCACAGCAUGGAGGUGGCCCAGAACGGCACGGCCAAGGAGGACGGCACAGGGGGGUCAGCAGGCGGGUCUCCGGCCCGCUCCCUCACCCGAAGCUCCACUUACACCAAGCUGAGUGACCCAGCCGUCUGCGGUGACCACCCCCCUGGGGACCACCCCGGCUCCUCCACGGAGGAUGGGGCUGAUAGUGGCUUCGUGGCGAACGAUGACGCGAUGAGCCGGACGGACGCACUGGAGGCCAGCAGCCUGCUGUCAUCAGGGGUGGACUGUGGCCCUGAGGAAUACAGCUCCUUAAGCCUGGGCCCCCGUUUCCCCGCCAGCAACACCUACGAGAAGCUGCUGUGUGGCAUGGAGGCUGGCGUGCAGGCCAGCUGCAUGCAGGAGCGUGCCAUCCAGACAGACUUGGUGCAAUACCAGCCUGACCUGGACACCAUCCUGGAGAAGGUGACCAAGGCCCAGGUCUGUGGGACAGGCCCUGAGUCAGGGGACAAUUGCCCGGAGCCGGAUCCCCACCCGCCAGGGCCCAGAGACCCCAACUCAGCAGUGGUGGUGACGGUGGGUGAUGAGCUUGAGGCCCCGGUGCCCAUCACCCGUGGGCCCACCCCACACGGGCCUGGUGCCAACCCCAACCCCAGCCUGUCGGUGAGCGUGGCGUGUCCCAUGGAAGAGGAGGAGGAGGCCGCCGGAGCCGAGAAGGAGCCCAAGAGCUACUGGAGCCGCCACUACAUUGUGGAUCUGUUGGCCGUGGUCGUGCCGGCCGUGCCCACGGUGGCCUGGCUCUGCCGCUCCCAGCGGCGCCAGGGGCAGCCCAUUUACAACAUCAGCUCCCUGCUGCGGGGCUGCUGCACCGUGGCCUUGCACUCCAUCCGCAGGAUCAGCUGCCGCUCGCUGAGCCAGCAGGGCCCGGGCACGGCCAGCGGCUCCCAGCUCUGAGGAGGCCCGUCUGGCCAGUGGGCUCCGGCAGCCUGACCGCUGAUUCUAGGGGUGUCAUCCUCCCUCUCGCACAUCCCCAUGGGGCAUCAUCUUAUUUAUUUAGUAUUGGGUUGCAAGUGGGUAUUUUUUUUUUUUAGGAUGUUAAAAGUGUCGGGGGGCUGGGAGCCGGGAUUGGAGAAAGGCAUCCCAAAGCUUGGACAGGAGAGAAGGGAAGAGAGACCCCGGGUAGGGAGGCAUGCUGGUUGGACGCACCACAGAGAGGGAAGGUGGUGAGGCCCCGCCCCCUGGCCCUUCACAAGGACAGCCCCUGCUCAGGAAGUCUCCAGUGUAUUGAUUUGGGGACUCUGGGCCCGAGAAGCCUCCUCGUGCCCCGAACCCCAUAUCCUGUCCAGUUCCCUGCUCACUCCAUGCCUCCUCUCCCAGGCCACCCCUUGCCCUCAGCCCGGCUUCUGGGCCAGUAUUAUGUCCUCACGUGGAGGCAGCUGCAGUCCAAAGAACAGGCGCCUGACCCCAAGACCUCAAGCCGGGUCUGCAAGCCCUGGGCCUGGGCUGGAGCUCCAGCCUCCUCAAGCUGCUCCCCACUUUGGGAUUCAGAAGCAGAGUCAAGGUCAUGGGCUAGAGGAGAGACAGUGAUAGGCAAAAGGCAGCCGAGGGCAGCAUGGGGGCUGCAUCCGUCUGUUCCUCCCAGACCUCCCCCGCGACCCACUUUCCUCCUGCGCUUCUGGGUGUGUCAGAUAAUUCUUCCUGUGAGAGCUCAGCCGGACAGGCUCCUCGCCACAGGGGCAGGAAUGCUCCCCUCCAGAGAGCCUGCCAGCACAAGGAGAGGAGGCAGGGGCUGCAGCUCAGGGGACCCCUCCAGCCCUGGAGGUGAGGCUUGGGAGGCAGGGCUGGACUCAGCAGUCCUCAGCAGGUGUGAAAAGGCAGGGGCCGUGAGGGCCCCUGGAGCUGGCCCCAAGUUUUUCUGGGGGCUUCAGCCCAAUUUCUGUCAUGCACUUUGUUCACUUUGGGGUUUGGGUCUCACGCCUCCCAAGAUCUCCUGUGAAGUGGCUGCUUGCUUUCCAGGGUGAGGGAAUCUUAGUUCCUGAAUCUUAGAUCUACCUGCCGGGGGUGGAGGGGGGCAGGAUUCAGCAGGAUGAAGGGCAAGAUGGGGUACAGAAGCCGUGACGUUAUCUAGGACAAAGCAGGGUGCCCCGGGAUGUGUCCUGACCAGGGGCAGGGCAGGGCCAGUGGGAGCCCUGCAGCUUCCCUGCUCCCGUCCGAGCCCAGUUGGCCUGGGAAAGUUCUCUGUCCCCCCUCCUUCCCCGGGACCAUAUCUGGGCCCCCCAGCAAAGCUGCUGACAUUUUACCACCGUUAUUAUUUUACAAAGUAAAUCCGCGCCUCUUCCCCUGCAGGGCUUACACCCAUCUGGUCAUCCCGCCCACUCUUCAGAGUUAGGCCCCACACUUGAGAGAGUUGGUGGGACCCUGUGUCCUACUCGCCCCCCUGGCCUAGGGGACACUCUGGUUCUCUGCCAAGGUUGCUUGCCCGCCCCUGCCGCUCCAACAGCCGUUGCCUGACUCAUGGGCUCCGCCCUUCCUCUCCGUGCCCUCCUUGCGAGAGGGGGCGCCUGCAUGCACUGGGAGUGGGCGGCCAGCCCAGCCGUCGGGGCCGCAGCCCCUUCUGCCACGCGCUUUGUGCCUCCAAAGCUCCCCGCCGUCGGUCGGGGCCUCAGACCAGCCAUCUUUUGUGGAGCGCCCCCCGCCCCAGCCGAACCAAACCUGAACUCCUGGGGCCUGGCGGGGCUGCCCCAAGGACACUGGGGUCAUGACAUGGAGGGGCAGUGGACAAACCCAAUCCAAAGCCAAGCCAGGACGGGCUGCGGACCCAGCCUCCUGUGCCGUGUACUCACGGAGCUGCAUAGCGUCUCCUUAGAAAUAGUCAAAGCUUUGCCGAGAAAAUAAAUGUAUGACUCUACUUGACAACCUAAAACCUAUAUAUUUUUCACCACUGGAAUUUAGUGGAGCUGCGUAGCCCCUCUGCUCCUGUCCGUGUCUUGCUGUCUGUGGCCUUCCUAUUGUGUCUUGUGUUUUGGUGGACGUGGUCAGGGCUGGGGCCACAGUCCUGCUGUCCCUGCUGCUGGAGAAGCCGCUGGUGAAGGGCUGUCCCGGGCCUGGACCCAAGGCCUCUGGAUGAGGUGAGUGGGGCCGGCUGCCACCCUCCAUUCCUGCUCUGGCUCGAGACCUGCGUGUCUGGGUCACAGGGACCCUCGCCCACAGUGUGAGGGUCCUCUUUUUGGGGAGUCUGAUGGGACCUUCCACAGGCUUCUCUUCACGUCAGAGGAGGAGGCAGCUCACUGGCCAGCACUGGGACAGGCCCUGGGGGACCAUUUGGUCGGUGGUCCCGUGGGGCCCCUGCGUGUGUGCGUGUGUGUGCUCAGUGUCCGCAUCUAUGCAAAAGGUGCAGUGCAGCCUGUGCAGCUCCGGGUGGUAGAGGCACAGCAGCCUGAGCCCCUGACUAUGCAGGGCACAGAAUGCGGGGCUGUGGGGCAAGGCUGGCGGCCGGGCUGUCGAGUGCUCAUCCUCCAAAUACCUGCUUCAUACCUCCUCCUGGUGGGCUGCGACUUCUCCCUCCUGCCCUUGGCUUCUGGAGCAGAAAUCUCAGGGGCGUCCGCUCUCCCCAGCCCCUGGCCAGAGCUGAUUAGAUCCUAAGGGGCAGUGUUCCCAGGAACCAUCUGCUGGUUUCUUGGAGCCCAGUAGUCAGAAGAGGCCUCUCAGUUGUGAGGCCCGGGGCCAGAGUGGCCCUGCUGCUGCUCUGAUCCAGGUGCAGGCAGUAGUCAGAGGCGAGGGCCAGGACUCUGCUCACAGAGCUGGCCUCGAGCGGAGUUUAACCAAAUAUCUCCCAAGGGGAUAACUUAGCUUUUCACGGAACACCUUCCCAGUCACCACGGGCACGGGGGUAUCUGACAGCUCCGUGGGGAGGGGUGGUCAAAUGACAAGGCUCUGGGCAAAGGCCUACUGAGGGGCCUCUGCCCAGUGAGCUCCUAAUCCCCUCUCUGACGUGGGGCACAGUGCAAAUGAAUCACAGUGCACCCUCAUAGUCGGCCACCCCCUUGACAGAAUUCAGGGGACCCAGCAAGGAGGGAGGUGGGGAGGAGUCUUCACUUUCGUCCCCUUUGUCCCUUUGUUCAGACAGAGCUAUACCUACAGCAGGCAGCUCUGAAUUAAAGCAUGAAACACACAAGA
Hipposideros armiger (great roundleaf bat) is the source of this 5477-nucleotide messenger RNA. It is a transcript of the gene SNPH, whose product is annotated as syntaphilin. The record is from RefSeq and is a predicted model, not a curated record. The coding region runs from base 552 to 2255 and encodes 567 amino acids. NCBI's taxonomy places the organism in Eukaryota, Metazoa, Chordata, Mammalia, Chiroptera, Hipposideridae. The transcript has 6 exons. Gene Ontology annotation, cellular component: mitochondrion; cytoplasmic microtubule. Gene Ontology annotation, biological process: neuron differentiation.